Molecule: messenger RNA, 5941 nt
Organism: Camponotus floridanus (Florida carpenter ant)
Lineage: Eukaryota; Metazoa; Arthropoda; Insecta; Hymenoptera; Formicidae
Product: protein kinase C-binding protein NELL1
Exons: 14
Coding region: 1571-5269 (1232 amino acids)
Molecular function (GO): protein binding; calcium ion binding
Source: RefSeq, a predicted model, not a curated record
UCGAGGGCAGUCGUGAGGCUGCCCGUCGUGCGUGGUGCUGCUUAGUAGCUGGCCGUGUACUAGAGAGCUUCGCCACUGCCUGGCCUGCUGGCAGCCGGCGCGUUAUCCCCCAGUCAGUGGAGCGAAAGAGCCACGGCAGUGCGCGAGCGAGAGUUCGCGGUGACGGAUCGGUCUGCUCUUCUGCGACAGAGGACCCGAGCUAUAACUAUAACGUGAGGAGGGAGAUAGAUAGAGACGGAGAGAACGGACCUCUACGCGAAGAGAGACUCUAGCCGAAGGGGUUGGAUUAUCUAUCUAGGCCGUCGUGGAAGGGUCGCGAGCGCAAACUAUAUUUUAAUUUGAUGCGAGAAAGGGAAGGAACCCUCUUAUAUCGGGUAGACGAUUGCUAGACGACUGCUAGACUACCGAUUGCCCGUGUUCGCUGUCCGAAUAAAUUCAACUCGGGACCACCGUGCACGAGCGAAGCGCAGUUGCUCGAUGCAUCGGUGCACCAUCAGCUGCAGCUGCCAUCGCCGCUACUACCGCCUUUACGGUGCUACCACUACCACCGGUACUGCUACCGCCGCUAUUGCCGCCGCCGCCGCCGCCACCACCGCCACCACCACCACCGCUACCGCUGGCAAGACCUCGCAGAGAUGUCCACCUCGUGGCAGCCGACACUUCCUACCGGACGGUGGUAGUGUCCGGGCGCGCUGGACGACGCACGAACUGCGGUAGUCGAUCAUUGGUUUUUCGACAGAAAGAGUGGCGAAAGAAGGUGUUCGAUGGCGCUUGGUGGUCGUUCCCCGUCGUGCGAGCAAAGGUGGUCGUCGAGCCUCGUAUAGAGAAGGCAAGGGGAUAAAAGAAGGGUCGAAAGAUAGGAAGAGAGGGUGUAGAAAGAGACAAGGACAGAGACAAUCGAACCCUUCUUUCUUUCCGCGUAUCAUCGCUAAUACACGACGCGCGCUUUCGCUUAGAGGGCUUCUUUUUCCCUCCGACGCCGCGGAUAUAAUACGCGGAUUCCUCGGAGGCCUUCACCGUCAUCACGCGCAUCGCGAUAUACUACGCGACCCUCCGCGACGCGUGUCACGUGAAAAGAGCAGCGGCGCGUCGUCAAGGGUCGUCGUCCUGACGUCGAACGAAACGGAGCGCGUCCUCGCGAAACGGACUAUAUCGAAGUAACCAUCAUUUCGCGAAAAGUACUCCCAGACAAUCCGAACCGUCCCAUCGGCCGACGGGAUACGGACUAGUGACCAGGUUGCGAUAGGAAGAGCGGAGAGAUCGCGGAGGAAGCAACCACUGCGGAGAGACCGAAGGAAGUAGUCAGUGGUUGAUCGGUUGGUUGGUGCCUAGUGUGCCUAGUGGGGCUGGUGGUGGCUCGGCUCGGACGGCCCAGGUCGCGGUAAUGCCUCGCAGCAGCGAUCGUGUCGCCAGGUCGCACGGUGUCGCAGGCGGGGUGAGGGACCGGGCCGCCGCAGGUAGUACUGGCGUGGGUGUAGUCGCGGCCACCGCGGGUAGGAUACGUUGACGAGCGCAGCCGACCCCGGUGGCACGUUGCUGGCCACCGUCGUCGUUGCUGCAUCCGCAGGCCAUGUAUCGAGGCGAGCCGGCGAUCGACCGUGCCGGCAGCGGCGGCGGCAACCGCAGUGCCGGCGACUCGCGCCGGGCAAGAUCGCCGCGUCGACGACGCGCAACGGCGGCCGCCGACCUGCCCGAGGACGCCGACGGCGAGGAAGGGCCCUACGGAGAGGAGGAGGAGGAGGAGGAGGAGGAGGACGAGGAGGAAGAGGCCUACAUCGUUCUCGACGUGCAACCCCGCCGACCGUCCGACUCCACGACGAGGGUGUAUCGCAAUGACGAUUCCUGCUACUGUCGCGCCGUGCAGAGGAGGCCGGGCAGAAGACGACGCGGAUCGGGAAACGCGCUCAGGAUACUCUUCGUCGCUGCCGCAGCUGCCUUCCUCGCGCUUGCCGUCUCACCAGUGUCUGGAACGACGAAUAAGAAAGAGGAAGAGACGGUGGUAUCUUCGGCCACGGAAGAGACCGUGGUCCUGGGCACGAGAACCAGAACGGGAAGCGAUCCUGGAGGAGGUAUAGAUCUAUUGGCAGCGCUGCAGCUGCACAAUACUACUCGGCAGGGCGUUACACAGGUGCCGGGUCUGGUUAGGCUGAGACCAGCUUAUUAUCUUCAGGGAGACGAGAGGGAGCUCCGAUUGAAUGAGGCAAACUACGAACGAGCGGCCGCGUUACUCCGGCGGGUUCCGGAAUUCACUAUAGUCGCCGCGCUGCGUCAAGAUGAGGCCAAUUCCGGGACGAUCGUCGCCUUUUCGCACGGGAACAAUAGGUAUUUGGAGCUGCAGAGCAGCGGUCGCAAGGACGAGCUUCGACUUCAUUACGUAUCACGCCGCGACGGAACCGUACACGUUGAGGCGUUUCCUUUUCGACUGGCCGAUGGCGUCUGGCACAGGGUCGCCCUGAGCAUAAGUGGCUCGCAGGUCGAGCUGCUGGUCGACUGUCACCCCUUGUACAGGCGACUGCUGAAACCUGGUCCACCCGACACGAAUUUUACCCUGCCGCAACUCCAGCUUUGGGUCGGACAGAGAAAUGUCAGGCACUUUCUCUUCAAGGGUGCCUUACAGGACGUCAAGCUAAUAGCAGGACCUCACGGUUACCUUUCCCAGUGUCCUCAGCUCGACUCAUCUUGCCCCACAUGCGGUCAAUUUUCAAUAUUACAGAAUACCGUGGAACAACUAAUGCAUAAUCUCAAGGAGUUGACUCAUAGAUUAGCCGCUGCAGAGGACAGGAUAAGCGAAGUGGAGGAAUGCGAGUGCCAAAAGUCCUGUAGGGCGAACGGUACCGUCCACGAGGACGGCGCGACCUGGAAAGAGGAUUGCCAGCAUUGUUCCUGCGUCCACGGCAAUAUCGAAUGCAGGGAAAUAUCCUGCGCCCCGGCUAUCUGCAAGCAUCCUGUCAUUCCCGAAGGACAGUGUUGCCCGAUUUGUCUCAAGGAAUGUAUGCUGUUGGGCAUAUUAUACGAUCACGGCGAGAGGGUCUCGCCGACACAAUGCAUGGAGUGCAACUGCUCCAACGGUGUCUUUAUGUGCCAGAGGUUCGACACUGAGAUCAAGUGCCCACCACUGCCGUGUCCUCCUAGCGAGCAAAUCAGCGUAGCGGAGGAAUGCUGCAAAUUUUGCCCAGGGGUGGAUUACUGCGUGAAGGGCCACGAGUGUCACGCUAACGCAUCCUGCCUGAAUCUCCAGACGACCUAUGCCUGCCAUUGCAAUAUCGGUUUCCAAGGGGAUGGUCAUAACUGUCACGAUGUGGAUGAGUGCAAGCAGCAAGGUGGAUCAGACGGUCAUCAUUGUAACGCAAACACGAAAUGCGUCAACGUGAUCGGCUCUUAUACGUGCGAAUGUCUUCCGGGUUACCAUAGAGUCGACAAAUUCAAUUGUGCCGAGCUGGAUGAGUGCGCGACUGGCCAUCACCAUUGUGAUGAGCAUGCCACGUGUGUGAACACUGCCGGCAGCUACUACUGCAUCUGCAAGGAUGGUUAUACCGGCGACGGUUAUACGUGUAAACCUGUGUGCAAUCAGACCUGUCAGAAUGGCGGCGAGUGCGUGGCACCCGGGAGGUGUUCCUGUCGACGAGGUUACACCGGCAACAGCUGCGAGCUCGAUUUAGACGAGUGCGCCAGCAAUUUACACCGAUGUCACCAGUCGUCCACGUGCGUCAACAUGCCCGGCUGGUACUACUGCCGUUGCAAACCCGGCUACAGGAGCGCCCUGCACGAGAGCACCCAGGGCACGCAGUGUCUCGAUAUCGACGAGUGCAACGAUUUGACGACAGAAAGGAUUCAUACAUGUCAUCCUACCGCAAAAUGCGUCAAUACCGAGGGCGGCUACGAGUGCGUGUGCCCGCCGAUGAAGGAUCCAGAGGAGUCUGCAGAGAAAUGCAGACUCAGCUGCUGGUUCAAAGGUCGCGAAAUCAACAAUGGCGACACUUGGAUGCAGGGCGAAAAUUCUUGCAGUAGAUGCACGUGUCAAGACGGCGUGGUCACCUGUAAGGACCUUGUAUGCGAUUGCAGCCUACCGGGAAGCCACAAGAAUAAAUGUUGUCCUCAGUGCAAUCCCGCAGCGUCCUGCAGACAUCAAGAAUUCCAUCACCUAGUCUUCAGGAGCGGAGAACGUUGGAUAUACCAAUGUCAGACUUGCGAAUGCCUGCACGGCGAAAUAGACUGCUGGCAGAUGGAAUGUCCACCGAUAACCUGCUCGAAUCCCGUGACCGAGGAGAGCGAUUGUUGUCCGCGCUGCGAGGACGAUCCCUGUGCACGAGAGAUGCUGAUGAACGGUACCGGGGUCACGGUUCCUAGUCAUCCCCGACCCUGCAGUUACGCUGGCAUCGUUCACGACAGCGGUAGCUCCUGGCAGGACCCCCACGACAAAUGCACCACGUGCGAGUGCAAGGUGCCGUACUGCGCCCAAUUGGUGAGCAAUAGCGCGUGUUGUGUGCAUCGGACGGGCAGCUUUGCUGCAGCUACGAUUACGGCUGUGCUGGCGAUCUGGGUAACGACAAGCAACAACGGCCUUCAGUUCCUGCUCCUGAGUCUCUCGUACGUCAUCCAUCAGACUCUGCGGUCCAGUCGUUGGUCGACGGUGCAUCGAAAGCAGCUGUACCAACGGUCAUUGGCACACCCGGCACUACACGCACCAUCACUAUCGCCGUCACCACCUCCGUCGCGAGCACCACUUCCCCCGUCUCAUCGCCCUCGCACUACUCGUCAUCCUCCACCAUCAGCAACGAGAAACCUUAUGAUCUCAAACGAGAUCAGACAACAGGUUUGGUCGCAUCGCCAGCUCAACGGAAAAACGCCUAUUAUGCUAUUAGGGCGCAACAGCAACAAGCAUCGAUCACGAGAUACCAAGAGUUUGUCAGAGGUUCAACGACAUCGUCGAUGGGCGUCGUGUCAGGACAGUCCGCGACACCGUCGCCGACGACGGCGAGGAUGCCGCUUCCGAUAUCCAGCGACGACAGAUCGACGCCAUCGCAACGCAGCCAGUCGACAAACACCGGCGGUCAUCGCAACAUCGCCACCGUUUCUUCCUCUUCCUCGUCGUUGUCAUCAUCGCCGACUUUCGCGAUGGUCUUGGCUACCUCAACGCUCGAGAAGACAGACCGAUCGUCGACGACGAGCAUCACGCAAAUUCGCCAGCUGGUCGGUCGUCGUAAAGACAACAAAAAGUCCAUUGUCCUUGACAGCGCCACUUGAGGACCGUGGAUUUAGAGGAAGAUAGGAAAGGACGUAUCUGACAAGGCAUUCUAGAUGGGAAAUCUUGGAGAAUCUCCCAUAGUCGUUCAAUGCGCGUCGUCCGUCUAUUGUAUUGUCGACAGAAGAGAAGGAAAUAGAAACUCACAAAGAGAUAGAACGGGAUCAUCAAUGAUCCCUCAUCAAUGAACACUCGACGCUCGCGGAAAAUCGGCGUCACUGCGAGGGAGAUUUGUUCCUGUUUUUGGAGCCUGUCUCCGUGUCUGAUAAUUUUGAGGAGAGACGGUCAACCUCUCGUCAACACAACUAGAUCGAUGAUUGCAUCGCUAACCUAAUUGGACCUAAUUUUGCUAGGUUUCAGGUUCUAAUCUUAAGAUCGAGAUACUGUAUCGAGUAGAUAAAGUCAUGUCAAGAUUUUGACAAGAUCUGGACCCGGCAUAACUGCGAGUCAGAUUUGAGGCUCGAAUAACGAGCAUGUUCAGAACGUUCGCUUUUCCGCUUAAUCUCUCGCUCGAGUUGCGGUAACUUUCGCCUUGAUCGCCAUCAUCAGCUGAGCGUCGAGACACGGCGCUAAUGGCUUCGAGAGAUAAUCAGUGCGAAUGGUUUCUAUAUUGAAGAUUUUUUCUAGAUUUAAUAUCAAAGAUUUGUCUUUGAUAUAUAAUUAACUUAUAAAUUUUCCGCUGAAAGCGAUAUAUUAUUA